GUGGACCCCAAAUCGACCGAGCGUCGUAGUCUCGUUCUAGUCUUUGCCGCAUGUGCUCGCGUUUCCGACUCCUUUCCGUAUUUUUGAUUGUUUCAUUUAGAGAGAGCUAGACUUAGAUUGAAAUUGUUGUCGAGAUGUCUCAAGUGGACAAGGAUGAACUGGUGCAGCGUGCCAAGUUGGCUGAACAGGCGGAGCGCUACGAUGACAUGGCUUCUGCGAUGAAGUCCGUCACUGAAACCGGUGUAGAACUCAGCAAUGAGGAGCGAAACCUUCUUUCUGUUGCCUACAAGAACGUCGUCGGCGCCAGGAGGUCUUCAUGGCGAGUUAUCUCCUCCAUCGAACAGAAGACUGAAGGCUCUGAAAGGAAGCAGCAAAUGGCCAAGGAGUACAGAGAAAAAGUCGAAAAGGAAUUAAGAGAGAUCUGCUAUGAUGUACUUGGUUUGUUGGACAAAUACCUAAUUCCAAAAGCAAGCAACGCAGAAUCUAAAGUGUUCUACCUUAAGAUGAAAGGAGAUUACUACCGGUAUCUAGCAGAGGUGGCAACCGGUGACGCCAGAAAUACUGUGGUAGAAGAUUCGCAAAAGGCCUACCAGGAGGCGUUCGAUAUCGCAAAAUCAAAAAUGCAAUCGACGCACCCCAUCCGGCUCGGUUUAGCGCUUAACUUCUCCGUAUUCUAUUAUGAAAUUAUAAAUUCUCCGGCGAGAGCUUGUCAUUUAGCCAAACAGGCUUUUGAUGAUGCAAUAGCAGAACUCGACACAUUAAAUGAAGAUUCGUACAAGGAUAGUACCCUAAUAAUGCAACUCCUUCGAGAUAACCUCACGCUCUGGACAAGUGACAACCAGGGUGAAACGGAUGAGCCCCAAGAAGCAGGUGAUAAUUGAAAAGUGUGGUGUCCGUUUUUAAAAUUAAUCGUUAAAUUUCAUGUAAGUUAACGUAUUCGUGGAACUGGUUGUGAAGUUUCACAUGAAACUUUUGAUAAUUAAGAAUGUUUUUAGUGAAGCGUAAAAUGUUUACGUUUAUGUUCCACAUUUACACAACUUAGUUUAUUCUAUCUCCACCAUCCGAAGGAAGUUGUGUGCGUUCGAUAUGUCAAUUGGGCAAAUUUUUUUUUUCUCGGACCGUCCCCGCAGCACGAAAGUGACUCGAAAAGCGAGUCACUCGGGGUCGGUAGUAUAUAUUUUUUUUCUAAUUACUUGUAUAAUUUAUUUGAGUUCUUUUACUAUUCUAAUUUGUUAAAAUAUUAAAAGAUUAUUUAACAAUUAUUUAGUUCUUAUUACUUAUUUUUCAUCAAUUCUUUCAUUUUUAUUUUGUAUUUCGUCAAAAAACCUCUCGAAUCACGGUACCUAAGUUGUUUCGUUUUAAUCGUCAUAAAACAAAAGGAAACUAUUAGUCCACUUUAUUUGCACUUUAUCUGCAUGAGCCGUUAAAAAGUUCCGCUCUCCCUUUUUCUGCCUCCAUUUGUACUAUCCUCCCCCUCAUCCAAAAAGAACCCGUCCCAAAGAGAUAUCUCUCCCUUAUUUACCAUCAAAAACUCACUUUGGAUGUGCUAUAUAUAUAAAUGUAUGAAUAUGUAUUAAAAUAAACUGCUAUCAGCUACUUGUUUUCUGUUGUAUCCGCGAAUUAUAUUUGUCAGAUAUAAAAAAAAAAAAUAAAUUUUUAAAAACCUC
Messenger RNA from Onthophagus taurus, 1667 nucleotides. RefSeq names its product tyrosine 3-monooxygenase/tryptophan 5-monooxygenase activation protein zeta. The record is from RefSeq and is a predicted model, not a curated record. Lineage: Eukaryota; Metazoa; Arthropoda; Insecta; Coleoptera; Scarabaeidae.